Molecule: messenger RNA, 1221 nt
Organism: Cokeromyces recurvatus
Lineage: Eukaryota; Fungi; Mucoromycota; Mucoromycetes; Mucorales; Mucoraceae
Exons: 1
Coding region: 1-1221 (406 amino acids)
Source: RefSeq, a predicted model, not a curated record
AUGAAAGGUGACGAAUUUAGAUCUUGGAUUCUGGUAUAUUCACCAAUUUUAUUAAAAGGAAGAUUAACUGGUGAACAUAUGAUUAAUUGGAUGCGAUUUGUCGAUGCAAAUCGUAUUCUUGCCUCUCCAUCUAUCACUCAUUACGAGGUUAACCAAGCCCAUAACCUUCUGGUUGAAUUUGUUAGAACAAAUGUUAUGCUUUAUGGUGAAGAUUUUAUCACACCAAAUAUGCAUUUUCAUUUGCAUAUUCAUCAAACGAUUGAAGACUUUGGACCUCUAUAUUCUACUUGGCUAUAUAGUUUCGAACGAACUAAUGGUGAUAUCAAGGCAAUUGAUAUUAACUAUAAAGAAGGUUUAGAGUUCACGUAUAUGGAAAAAUACAUCCAGCAAGUACAUAUGCAGGAUUACAUCAACAUUUUACCUAGCGUAAUUUCUUCUAAUCCUGUUAUGAUGAAUACAUUAAGACUCCUCCUUCCAAAUAAUGAACGCCAAGCAUAUGAUACGAAUGAUGGAAAUGAAGAUGAUAUGAUGGAAACAGACAAUAGUGAAAUGCAUAGUCCAACUACUUUUGAUGUUAGUGCAUUUUUGAAUAAUGCCAUUAGUGCCAGCAUAGUCUUGACCGGUAGUGAACCACUUCCACCAUCAAGCUAUCCCAUUAAAACAAAAAAAGAAGUAUUUAUGAAUAGUGAUCACUAUGAAUGUCUAUUCCAAUUUUAUUCUUCCGUUUACGGUAAUUUCAAUGUUCUUAAAAUGUCUAAUAUCUCUUCCUCUUUAUCAAGUAGUAGCAUAAUAGUUAGCAAUUUAAUCAACAAAUUUGAUCAAAUUAAUAUACUUGGACAGCAAUUUACAUCUUUAGAAUGCCGAAAUCGACGUGGUAUAUAUAUUCAAGCAAUGACUCCUGCACAAGAAGGUAUAUUUCGUAUCGGCCGAAUUCUCUAUUUUUUCACACAUGAGCUGUCAUUUCCAAAUGAUCAUAGCAUCUUCAAUACGCGCUCUACUAAAAAACACGUUUUUGCUUUUGUACAAUGGUAUCAACCCUCAUCUCAAGAAUUCACUUCAUUUUAUCCACAUCAUGUUGAAGUUUGGAAGCGAACGUUUGAACCAAUUAGCGCUUUAUCAAUUCUUCCAGUUCAACAGAUAAAUACGUGUGUUGCUGUUACUACUUAUGUUGAUAAUAACAUUCUUGCUAUCCCUCUUCCAAGAAGAAUAGUUGGUGUCUAA